AUGAGCGAAGGGGAAUCACAUACGACAACAGAAACUCAUCAUUUCAUACAAAAGGCGAAAGGCAUCAUUAUAGACGUUUGUCACCGUCUUUUUUAUUUUAAGAUUUCAUGUUUCAGGACUACGCAAAUGAACUCUUCGAAAAUCGAGCUUCGUCAUCAAGUUUCUACGAAGAAGGUUUCUCCCAGUUGAUUUCAAAUUCCACGACAAAGUUGCUGUUUGACUUGCCUCCGCUGGUUACUGACAAAAUAUUCUCCUAUUUAACAUACGACGAUAUCGCUAAAACUAGAAUGGUACUGGCUUAACAAAAUAAAUCAUUCACCCUGAUUGCCAUGUUGAGGUGAGCACCAGGUUCAAUGACUAUGCGAAAAACGCACUCAACAGAGGUUUCAACAGACUUGGGGCUUCUCUAGAAAGCGCCAAGGCCGCCGUGAAGCGAGAACUCCCUCGCCGCGAGUCUCAAAGAAGGUAUCUGAAUGAAAAAAAAAUCUCAAAAUUUGCCAAGAUGAUCAACACACUUUUUUUCACAUCGCAAAAUAAACAUUUUCUUCAAUAAUUUUAUAAUGGUUUUAGUCCUGGCUUUCAACGAUAUAAUAUAUACUUUUUGUUUUAUUGUUUCACCUUUAUGAUUCACAAAACGCAUUCUGAAAACAUGAAAAAAAAAACUUAUAGAACACAUCGAUUAGCAAAGUUGAACGAGGUUUACGCUGCUCUUGACACUCGCUACGCUCUUCUCACUAUGACAUACAAGAAGUUUAUGUCGCAUUUGAACCCGAUGCUCAACACCUGCUUUAUUCCCGGCAAGGUGACGAUAAAGAAAUCGCCUCCUUUCUCAAAAUUUUAUUUUGAGGUACUGGACGAGUUUUUCCGGGUGAUGAACAUUCUGCAACGCUGCAAAAGCAGUGGCGGACAGUUCACAGGGGAUAUUACGGAGAUUCUGAAGGACGUUCGAGACUUGUCGAGGUGAGAGUUCAUCUUGGAAUAGAUACACGACGAAAAUUCAGUAUGGCUAUGGAACACUACGAAGAACAGGUCCAGCCAGGGCUGGAAAACGCUGCCGAGGAGGAAGGCGUUUCUGCGGGUUACUUCGGAAACCGCUCGGUGUCCAGGACUCCGGUCAUUUCCAUACCAAGCAUCCGCUCGGUCGACGGGACGCCUCGUCAGAACAAGUAGACUGCAACCCCGUCUGUUCAGAGUGAAAGAAGAAGUUCAGCGCAAGCGACCGACAUGGCUCGCCAGUUCUCCGGGACUUUCGAAAAACCAUCGAAGACAAGGUCGACGCGCUGCAGAAAAAAGUCCGCAGCCAGGACCGGGUCAUACAGCGCUUGGAGCAGACCACCACCGCCCUCUUCUCGUUCCUCGAAAAAGUAGAUUGCUCUUUUUCUUCGGCUAGCUGAGUUGAUCAACUUUUUUUUUCUCGUAUGUUUCACAGCUGCGUAAUUCAGUAGGCAGAUUCAGACGAGAACAUUAUUUUUCAUUUUAAAGCUUUUAGGUGUGUCCGAAUAACUCCCAGGAGCUCGAAGAAUUGAAACAAGAGUUGCACAUAGCAGAAGAAAGCGGAGACGAGGUUUUUUUUUCCAGUUAUUUCUUGUAAAUUUUGCGCGGACAUUUGAAGGGAUCUUUUUCUCCAUGGAGCGAAGAAGCAGAAACAACGUCACAGAAACGACACAAACGGAUUUUCGAAGACUGUGAAGGCUGCUCAACGCCCAAAAAGAAGCGGACGGAGUAA
Messenger RNA from Caenorhabditis auriculariae, 1726 nucleotides. Lineage: Eukaryota; Metazoa; Nematoda; Chromadorea; Rhabditida; Rhabditidae. The record is from the annotation of a GenBank genome assembly.